This is a messenger RNA of Ficedula albicollis (Collared flycatcher), 834 nucleotides long. RefSeq names its product reprimo like (gene RPRML). The coding region runs from base 152 to 487 and encodes 111 amino acids. The record is from RefSeq and is a predicted model, not a curated record. NCBI's taxonomy places the organism in Eukaryota, Metazoa, Chordata, Aves, Passeriformes, Muscicapidae. The transcript has 2 exons.
GAGAUUGGUGACAGCAGCGCUGACCUGAAGCUUGCAGGAGCCUUCGGGGGAACAGGGACCUGCCAGCAGCCUGGGAUGCAAGUGCUGAUGUGCCAGCACUGACCAUGCAGGACGCUUUUGGGAGCAGAGGAUUUGGGGUCACACACAGGCCAUGAAUGGAUCCAUUUUCAACCAGACACUCCUGGAGCAGGCAGCUGGCCCCAACAGGACUCAAGGCUUGGGGCUGCUCAUGGCCUGCUGCAAUGGGACCAGCACGGUGCUGGCGGCUGAUGGCGGCUCCUUGGUGCUGGCACCAGACGAGAGGAGCCUUUUCAUCACCAGGGUGGUGCAGAUUGCUGUCCUCUGCGUCCUCUCCUUGACUGUGAUGUUCGGCAUCUUCUUUUUGGGCUGCAACUUGCUGAUCAAGUCGGAGAGCAUGAUUAACUUCCUGGUGAAGGACCGAAGACCUUCCAAGGAUGUGGGUGCUGCAAUCAUGGGACUUUACUGAAGCCACUGGGCUCUUGUAGGCAAGUGAACUAUCUGGACCUGGUGUUGAGAUGCAUAUUCCCGUGUGUUUGGGGCAACUGGGGGGAGUGGGAAGGGGGGGGUUUUUUAGUCCGUCUGUGUCCGUGGGAAAGCAAACCUGCUCUUCCCAGCCAACAAACUGUGGUGGCAAAUGGGGUGACCCCCUCAGAGCUGUGUGAAGCACAAUAAAUGACCAGCAUUGUGUUGCAUGCAGAAACAGCUUAAGUUUCGCAUGAAACUUGCAGAAACAGUGAUAAUGUGGAGAUCUGGACUCUUUACCGCUGUUACCCUGGAUACGGCUACCUGGGAUUUAGGGCUGAAAAAAAAAAA